This is a messenger RNA of Onychostoma macrolepis, 2998 nucleotides long. It is a transcript of the gene pnkp, whose product is annotated as polynucleotide kinase 3'-phosphatase. The coding region runs from base 15 to 1781 and encodes 588 amino acids. Gene Ontology annotation, biological process: DNA repair. NCBI's taxonomy places the organism in Eukaryota, Metazoa, Chordata, Actinopteri, Cypriniformes, Cyprinidae. Gene Ontology annotation, cellular component: nucleus. Gene Ontology annotation, molecular function: polynucleotide 3'-phosphatase activity; protein binding; ATP-dependent polydeoxyribonucleotide 5'-hydroxyl-kinase activity. The transcript is spliced from 17 exons. The record is from RefSeq and is a predicted model, not a curated record.
GUUGUCGUCUGUGAAUGGAGAUGCAGUGCACACUAGUAAGUGUGAAUGGAGCUCGGGUGGAGCUGGCAGAUGGUCGAGCUUUAAUGUUAGGUCGAGGACCUGAAACCAGAAUUACAGACAAGAAGUGCUCAAGGCAUCAGGUCAAACUCGUGGCCAAUUAUGCCAAACAGGAAGUUCUGGUUACACAGCUUGGGCCCAACCCUUCUUCCCUGGACAGUCAGUGUUUGGGACGUGGCGAGGCUGGAUGUUUGACAACUGGUUGCACACUGUACCUGGUCAAUCAGUCCCACCCAUUUACUGUGGAAUUUGUUGGAAAUUCAAAUGAAAAGUCUUCCUCUCCUCAGAAGAAAGGAAAAGCUGCAAAUGAAAGCAGAGACAGACAGAAAAGCUCAAAUGAUGAGCCAGGCCCCAAAAGGAGCAUCCAGGAUUAUUUUUCUAAAUCCCCUAAAAAGGCGACAAAACGACCUCACAGCCCAGAGGAUGACGUUCCUCCCAUGAAGCGAGGGCGUGAUGGUGAUUGUGAUGAAGAAGAUGAGGACAUUGCAGCUGAGGAAAAGCUUAAGCAGUUACAAGCACUUGCACAGAAAGAGAGUGAUAACAAGCUAGACUCCCCAUCAGUCAAAGCCACUGCUCCAUCUUCCACUUGCUCUCAAAGUCACUGGCAGCAAAUCGGCAGCCUUCUGCUGUUCACUGCGGCAGGGGUUCCAGAUUGCUCCAAAAUUGCAGGGUUUGACAUUGAUGGCUGCAUUAUCACUACAAAGUCUGGGAAAGUAUUUCCAACAAGUCCAGAUGACUGGAGGAUUCUCUUCCCAGAGAUUCAGCCAAGACUGGCCAGUCUUUUGAAGAAAGGAUACAAGGUGGUGUUUUUCACCAACCAGAUGGGUAUUUCUAGAGGUAAACUCAGACCGGAGGUGUUCAAGUCAAAAGUUGAGGAUAUUCUACAGACACUGCAGUUGCCCAUCCAGGUAUUUGCUUCCACAGCCCCUGGUAUAUACAGGAAGCCUGUUAUGGGGAUGUGGGAACAUCUGUGUGAGAAGGCGAAUGGAGGAGUGGCUGUAGAUGUGUCACAGAGCUUCUAUGUAGGAGAUGCAGCAGGACGUCCUGCUAACUGGGCACCAGGAAAAAAGAAGAAAGACUUCUCCUGUAGUGACAGACUGUUUGCCCUCAACAUUGGUCUUCAGUUUCACACACCAGAGGAAUAUUUCUUGGGCUGGAAACCCGCUCAGUUCAGCUUGCCAGAAUUUGAUCCUAGGAAAUUAGAUUCUAAAAGACAUCUUUACGAUCCUCCAGAUGCCUCCCUCACAUCCACCAAGCAGGAAGUCAUUGUAGCAGUGGGAUUUCCGGGAUCGGGCAAAUCAACGUUCUUCCAGACACACAUCAUUCCAAAGGGCUACACGUAUGUGAACAGGGACAUACUUGGCUCCUGGCAGCAGUGUGUUACAGCCUGUGAACGCGCUCUAAAGGAAGGGCGAAGCGUUGCAGUGGACAACACUAACCCUGACCCCGAGUCUAGAAAAAGAUAUAUAGAUGUCAGUCAAAGUGCUGGAGUUCCCUUCACAGCGAGUCUGGAACAAGCAAAGCAUAACAACAGGUUUCGUGAGAUGGUUCCUUCUGCCAUCAAGCAUGUUCAUGUCAAUGACAUGGUGAUUCACAGCUACAAGAAAAAGUUUGUGGCACCCGGUUUGUCUGAGGGCUUCUCUGAAAUCCUGCAGAUUCAUUUUGUGCCGAAUUUCAGUGAAAAAAGAUCAGAGUUCCUCUUCAGGCAGUUCUCUGAGGGCUAAGCAUGAAGUUGAGUGAAAAAUGAAGAAAGAAAAAAGGCCUACCGACUUAAGUCGGCAAUUCAUUUAGUCGUUUUGCCUUGCAAUAAGUGCAAGUCAGAAGAAUUCUAGAACUUUGACAAUAGAACACUAAUUUAUAUAAUAUUGUGUUAUACUGUCUCUUCCACUUAAUUUUACACCUGUCUUUAAUUGGUUACUUUUUAAAUGUGUUGUUGGGGAAAUUUAUUCAUAAAUUCAUAAAAUUGACCUGAUGUUAAUGAAGAUUGUCUCGUUAAACAGGUUUUAUAAAUUGAGUGAACAAUUGCUUGUUUCAGUUUGUGUCAUACUGAUUAAAUACAAUUAACAAUGUGCUGCAUUAUCUUCCAGCAUUCUUUGGUUUUCUUGUCUGUAAAAUAAGACUUUAUCCCCCGGUUUCACAGACAAGGCUUGAGACUAGUCCCAGACUAAAAUGUAAUUCUGAGCUGUUUCAACUGAAAUAAACUUGCACUGACUGAUCUUAAAAUAUAACAGUGCCUUUGUUUUGUCUCAAGAUGCACACCAGUAAUCUUUUUUCUAAGGCAUGUUAAUAAAAAUUACUUAAAUGUCCUAAUUGAACUAUGGCUUAAUCCUGGCUUAGUCUAAGCCCUGUCUGUGAAACCAGGCCUAAAUGUUAAAUUCAUAAGCUCAUAGAUUUAUAGGAUCAUAUUCUGAAUGUUGUGCUUGUUUGCUUUAUUUCUGGCAUCCCAGUUUAAUGCAUACUUUCUUUCUUUCUUUCUUUGGUGAUUAGCACACAAAAAAGUGUACUUGAAAAAGUUAUGAAAUGUGGCAAUUGAUAGGUCCUUAUCAGUUUUUCACCGUUGCAAAGUUUCUUAAACAUUGAGUAAUUAUGACUCAACAUGAUCAGGCAUGAGUUCACAUUAAGUAGAAUGUGGUGUAAUAUUGCAGUUUAUAAACCAACACAAACGUCUCCUGCAUUGUAAUAUUCAAAAGCUUAAAAAAAACAAAUCUUUCAAUAAAUUGCAAAGUACAUACAAACCCAGCAGGUGCAGCCAAUGUUUGACAAAGUUCUGUCAUGAAACUCCAGAUGGGGCAGGCUGAUGAGAUUUUUUCAUGUUUAUUGUUAUUGAAUAAGGCUGUAUCUUGGCAAUACGUUUGCAAAUUACAGUACAACUUGUAUUUGAGCUUUGAACAAUGCCCUAAAAGCCACUGUUACAUUUUAAAAUAAUACAUGAUAAAAAUAA